Messenger RNA from Cryphonectria parasitica EP155, 1779 nucleotides. RefSeq names its product MFS general substrate transporter. Gene Ontology annotation, molecular function: transmembrane transporter activity. NCBI's taxonomy places the organism in Eukaryota, Fungi, Ascomycota, Sordariomycetes, Diaporthales, Cryphonectriaceae. Gene Ontology annotation, biological process: transmembrane transport. The record is from RefSeq and is a predicted model, not a curated record. Bases 1 to 1779 code for a protein of 592 amino acids. The transcript is spliced from 4 exons.
AUGGUUGCACCCAUCACCCUUGAGACACAGCAUCUUGCCCAGUCAAUUGCUGCCAUCCCAAAUCAAGAACUUGAUACUUGCAACCUUACACGCAACGGAACGAAAAGAGAUGAAGACGAAAUUCCAGUCUCUGAACCAGCAAGGCUGAGCUCCAUUCAAACUACGAUUAUCAUGACCUGCCUCUGUGCUUGCGUCUUUGUUGCUGCCCUCGACAUUACCAUAGUUGCGAAUGCCCUACCCACUAUCACCAAUAAUUUUGGCUCCGCUUCGGGAUACACCUGGAUUGGCAGUUCAUAUGUCCUUGCCCACGCCAGCACGACGCCGCUGUGGGGGAAGGUCUCUGACAUCUGGGGCAGGAAGCCCAUUUUGCUGCUUGUCCUCGCGAUUUUCUUUGCUGGCUCAUCGCUCUGUUCGUUUGUCGAGACUCUACCCCCAUUCCUUGCUGGACGCGCUGUGCAGGGUAUCGGUGCCGCGGGGCUUCAAAAUCUGGUAAACAUCUGCAUUAGCGACCUGUUUUCAUUACGCGACCGUGGUCUAUACUUUGGCCUGACGUCUGUCACUUGGGCAUUUGCGGCUGGGAUUGGACCUGUCCUAGGAGGUGUUUUCUCUCAAGAAACGACCUGGCGCUGGUGUUUCUAUCUGAACCUGCCAAUAACUGGAUCGGUAUUCCUGCUGCUUGUUUUCAACCUCAAAUUGCAAACUCCAAGAACGCCAAUUUGGAGCGGCCUUAAGGCCAUCGACUGGUCUGGUGCAUCAUUAGUUCUGGGUGGCACUUUGAUGCUCUUACUUGGCCUUACUUUCGGAGGCAACUCUUACCAAUGGAAGUCCGCCACUGUCAUCUGCCUCAUUUGCUUUGGGUCGACCACCUGGGGCUUGGUUAUGCUGAACGAAAAGUAUAUUGCCACGAGACCUAUCAUGCCUCCAAGGCUAUUUCGGACAUGGUCAAGCACAGCAAGUUUCGUCGUCUGUUUCUGCCACGGCUUUGUCUUUCUUGGUAUCGCUUAUUAUCUACCGCUUUACUUUCAAGCUGUCAUUGGGUCAGAUCCUGUACUAUCCGGGGUAUACUUGUUGCCAUACGUCUUGAGUAUCAGCUUCACGGCCGCCAUUACUGGCAUCUCCAUCCAACGAACGGGAAAGUACAUAUACUCCGUAUACCUUGGCUCGGCAAUCAUGAUCCUUGGUGUUGGCCUCCUUGUGGACCUUGACUACGAGGUGAAUUGGGUCAAACUGAUCCUCUACCAGCUAGUUGCUGGGAUUGGAGUCGGCCUCAACCUCGAGGGCCCGCUGCUCGCUGUCCAGGCAGCGAUCAACAUCGAAGACAUCGCCAUCGGGACUACAACCUUCGGAUUCAUGAGAACGAUGUCAUCGGCCAUCUCGAUAAGCGUGGGGGGUGUCGUCUACGCAAAUAUCAUGAACCGACACGUUGAGCAACUAGUCGCUGUCUUGGGUCUUAACCUUGCCGAGCAACUGCUCGGUGGCCAGGGCGCUGCUCAUGUCGAACUCAUCAAGUCUCUAACCCCUGACCAAAGAACGGUGGUGAGAAAAGCAAUGGCGCAGUCUUUGAGGGCCACUUGGAUCAUGUAUGUUGCAUUUGCUGGGCUUGGGGCUGUUGCUGGGGCUUUUGUGCCCGUCCACCCCCUGAGCAGUGAGCGAAAAGCUGUGGUUCUGGGUUUGAAGGUCAAUGAAAGCCCAGACGUAGCCAUUGAGCCAGGUCAAAGAGCGGUAGUAUCGAAGAAUAUGUCUAUGACACUCGCCGGUGAUAGGCCUCUGACCGCAUGA